This is a messenger RNA of Laetiporus sulphureus 93-53, 1780 nucleotides long. RefSeq lists its product as uncharacterized. Gene Ontology annotation, biological process: transmembrane transport. Gene Ontology annotation, molecular function: transmembrane transporter activity. Gene Ontology annotation, cellular component: fungal-type vacuole membrane; plasma membrane. The record is from RefSeq and is a predicted model, not a curated record. The transcript is spliced from 8 exons. Bases 139 to 1698 code for a protein of 519 amino acids. Lineage: Eukaryota; Fungi; Basidiomycota; Agaricomycetes; Polyporales; Laetiporaceae.
CCGCGUACGUACAGACGGGCGGGCGCUGCGAGAUACGACGCGGGGGCACAUGUGUCUAUUGAUAAGCACCACUCCUUAUUUCUUGUCUGCUUCUUCUCAGGCGUCCUUGUCCAACCAACCCCCGUCUCGCGUACACUCAUGUUCAACACCAACUCAGAUACAUCGGAGAAGCAUUCCGUCAGCACUGCUGAUAUGAAGGAUGUAGAGAAUUUCGUCGAGCCCGUUUUACAGCUCGACGACCACGUUCCCCGAACUCGCUUCGGGGCGCUUUGGGCUAUCGUCGAGAAGCUCGACAAGUAUGGUGUCGAAGCGCAGGGCAUCGAGCGCAUUCCCCCGGAUCAGCGGCCCCAGAAAUCGGUUUUGGCACCGUUCUGGUUGUGGUUCGCUGCGAACAUGACCACAUCAACGUUCUCGAUCGGAUGUCUGGGACAGUCUAUAUUUUCCCUAGGGCUCCGGGAUGCAGCUUUGACCAUUAUAUUUUUUAACUUGCUAUGUAACAUCCCCGUCGCCUAUUUCUCGACAUGGGGUCCAAAACUUGGCCUGAGGCAAUUGACUUUGUCGAGGUUCUCGUUCGGAUACUGGACGUCACUGAUACCCAUCGUUUUAAACUGCAUAGCCUGUGUCGGCUGGUCUGUUGUUAACUCUAUCGUUGGGGCUCAAACAUUGCGAGCAGUCAGCACCUCGCACCAGAUUCCAACUGCUGCGGCCAUCAUCGUCAUCGCUAUAGGCACCAUAGCUGUCUGUUUCAUGGGAUAUCGCGUGGUACAUCUGUAUGAGCAAUAUUCUUGGAUACCCGUAGUGGUCAUCUUCAUCAUCUAUCUCGGCCAGAUUGCUCGUUUCUGUGACAGCGGACCAUGGGGCGGCACCGGCCCGACCGAAGCUGCAAACGUUCUCUCUUUCGGCGCUGCAGUUGCGGGUUUCUCUCUCGGAUGGGCCUCACUUGCCGCCGAUUAUACCGUCCGCAUGCCUGAAAAUAUAUCCUCAUACAAAGUCUUCUUCUGGACGUACCUCGGUCUCAACAUCCCCCUUAUCUUGGUCGAGACCCUUGGCGCCGCUGCGAUGACCACCUUCGGCGCCAAAUCCACAUGGGAGGACGCAUAUAACGAGAACUCCGUCGGAGGGCUGAUCGGCGCAGGCUUGACGGGGCCCAUGCACGGGUUCGGCAGCUUCCUGCUUGUAGUCAUCUCGCUCUCGAUCAUCUCGAUCAACAUCCCGAACAUCUACUCGCUCGCGCUCACGUUCCAGAACAUCCAUCCAUAUGCGCAGGCGAUUCCGCGUGUCUUCAUCGUGCUCAUUGGGAGCGCAGUCUACAUUGUGCUCGCAAUCGUCGGCGCGUCCCACUUCGAGAACUGGCUCGACACGCUGCUCACCAUCCUCUCGUACUGGCUCGCCAUCUUCAGCACGAUCCUUAUCGAGGAGCACCUUAUCUUCCGCAAGGGCCGCUGGUCCAAUUAUGAGCCGGAUGAUUAUAAUAACUUUAGAAAGCUCCCGUUGGGCAUUGCAUCGUUCAUCGCAUUGGGUUGCGGAGUCGGUGGCGCUGUUCUCGGUAUGGCGCAGACGUGGUAUAUCGGCCGGAUUUCACGACAUAUCGGCGACCCAUUGUAUGGUGGCGAUAUCGGCUUCGAACUUAGUUUCGCAUUCACCGCCGUCGUGUUCCCUCCAUUACGAUAUUUUGAGAAGAAGUACUGGGGUUACUGAAGAGUUAAACACCGAGAUAUAUAUAGAAUGAAAUCCUCUGUGCUUGACGUGUAGUCCUGACAACAUAGUAUGCCUCUUUACG